AUUUAUCACUGUUACCCAAAACUUCUGCAUUCUUUUACUGUCAACUCAAUUAUUAUAAGGCCCAUUUCUGCGUUUUCUUAUAUCAAAGAAAACAACCCUUCCUCCCCGGCCCCUUUUGAAUUUCUUCCCCAAUCCCCUGUUCAUCAAUUCAACAUUUUUUUUAAUCAAAAAAAUCCAAAUAUUCUCAAUGUCUGUUUUAUUAGGAAGAGAAGGAGAAGAGAAAAUGAAAGUGAGUUGGAAUAAUAAUAAUUUAGGAGUUGCAGAAACGAUUUUCGAAGACGAAGACGAAGAUGAAGAUGAAGAUGAAGAGGAAUUAGAAUCUCUCUCUUCUCCUCUGUCUUUUCCUUUGUCUUCCCCUGCUUCUCCUCUUCAAUCUGGUGUUGAUUCUUGGACUGAAGCUACAGGGAGGAAACCAGACGUUAAAAUACGAGUACGCGGUGUAUGUUUUUACCUGCAUAAGGAAGUUCUAAAUUCAAAAAGCGGUUAUUUUAAGCGCCAAUUAACAAGAGUCUCAGAAUUCACACUCUCCCCUACGUUUAAAAUAGCGGCAAACACCUUCAAGCAAGUAGCCGAUUUUUGCUACAACAAUAACGCCGUUAUAACGCAGUUCAACAUUGUGGCCCUUAGCAUGGCAGCUCAACUUCUUGAGAUGAAUGCACAUAACGAUCAAGAAAGUCUCCUUGAGUUAACGGAGUCUUACUUCCGUGAAGUUGUUCUCGUUUACAAGACGUUGACAAAUAACGUUUUCCAUUCGUGUUUGGCUUUGCUACCUGAAGCGGAGCAAACGGCGUCUCUAGCGAGUAGGUGUAUUGAAGCAUUGUUGCAUGAUGGUGAAGGUGACGGAGCCGUUAGUUGUGCUGACGGAUUAAAGACGGUUUCACCUGAAUAUUUUAGAGUUAUUGCUGAGUCAAUGCAGAGGAGAUAUGCAACAAGUCAUGAUCUCUUGUACAGGGUUGUGGAUCUUUAUUUUCUGGUAUACAAUGGCAAGAUGUCAGAAGACCAGAAAACCCAAAUCACAAGCUGCAUAGACUGCAGCAUUCUGUCUCCCGCUCUUUUAAUGCAUGCCGUACAAAACCCACGUAUGCCUCUGCGUUUCAUAGUCCAAGCCAUGUUAAUUGAGCAGCUCAAUACUCACCGCUCUCUUUUCUCUGUUCUCAACACCGUCGGCACUCCCGCACACCACCAGCACCGCCACUCUCAGUACGACUCCCCUGCUGCGUCCACACUAGGAGUCAUCCUUCAGAGGGACGCAGCACUCGGGCAGGUGACGGAACUGCGAGCCGCAAUUGACACCACCUGUUCUAGAAUCAAAACCCUAGAGAAAGAAUUUUGUGGGAUGAAGAAGCUUCUUUUGGAAUCAGAAAGGGACAUGAAAAGGGGACCGAGCAUUCUAUUGGAUGAUCAAAGGAGGUCUUCAAGCUGUCGUUUUAAUGGAAGUGCUACUAAUAAGGUGGAGAGGGGUGAGAGAGGUUCGAUUUCGUCGAGUUUUUUAAGGUUCGGAGGGAGUGGUAGUGGUAAUGGUGGGAAGAGUAGUGAUGAGUUUUGUGAUAUGAGAAUUGGGAAUUCUUCUUGCAUUGAAAAUAAUGGUGAGAAAAAUAAUUGUAAAGUAAUUGGGAAGAAGAAUUUUGGGCGGAAAUUGAUUAGGGGAUUAAGAAAUGCUUUUAGGGUUAAUAGUAAUAGUAAAAAUAGUAAUUCUAAGCUUAAUAAGGAUGAUCAUAAUGGGAAAUCUUUUGAUGAUGAUGGGGGAAUUAUGAUCAGGGGAGUUGUUUUUGGUGAUGAAAAUCAUCAUAGGUUGAGUCGAUGAGGGAAUUAUAAUUUAUGUUUACUAAAAACUGAUUUUAGACUGUUAGUUUUUAUAUAUAGGUUAAUAACCUACUUUCUUUGAAAAUUGAUCACUGGAUUUGUAGGUACAAAAACAGUUUAUUGUUUUUUUAUGCAAGUAUAUAUUUAUGUUUUUGUUGGUUGAA
Messenger RNA from Amaranthus tricolor (Joseph's coat), 1967 nucleotides. RefSeq names its product BTB/POZ domain-containing protein At3g49900. NCBI's taxonomy places the organism in Eukaryota, Viridiplantae, Streptophyta, Magnoliopsida, Caryophyllales, Amaranthaceae. The record is from RefSeq and is a predicted model, not a curated record. The transcript is spliced from 4 exons. The coding region runs from base 188 to 1804 and encodes 538 amino acids. Gene Ontology annotation, molecular function: protein binding.